This is a messenger RNA of Ectocarpus siliculosus, 2070 nucleotides long. NCBI's taxonomy places the organism in Eukaryota, Phaeophyceae, Ectocarpales, Ectocarpaceae. The record is from the annotation of a GenBank genome assembly.
AGCGGCGGAGCAGCGGGAUCGGUCAACAAGGUACUCGGGGGACUCUGUGCGAAAGGAAGGACACAGCAGUAGCUUAGAGGUAUCUGGAGAGCUGUGAGGAAGCGAGCUUAGCCUGCUGCAGGUGUCGCACGAGACUCGGCAAGAGACGCGAGGGGUUCCUGGAUCGUAUUUCGUGCAGCUUACAGGGGGCGUGGAACCGUGCAGUGAACUGUACACUUUUCGUACCCCCAUAGAUUUGGUCGUGUAGUAUGCAAGAGGCAGUUUACAGGGGGUGAUCGAACCGUGCGAGUAACCAUGCAUUUUUUUGACACGGUUCGUCCUAUAGGGUUUGAACCGUGCCGGAACCGUGCUUUAGUAUUUUCAAGUAGUCUUGCACAGUUCGAGCACGGUUGGCGGUGUCGCAAAAACAGUUAUUCAGACGGUGAAAUACAAGCAUCUUCAACACACACUAUUUAGGGUAUACGAACAUGUUGGGCUUGUGCCACGGAGAAGUAGUGUUAUUGCCGUGAACAGUAAGCAAUAGAGGUUGUACUGGAGCAUCAGUAACCAAGCGUGACACAACAAAGCGCUCCAACAACCUAAAGUGCGCUUGCUCAACAGGUCGUACACAUGCUACUCGGAAGCAACCUCUUCCAACCACCGAAAGGGUUUCUCGGGUUCGCGCUAGUGGAAUGCGGAGCAGCCCGCAGCACGGGGUGCGCAUCGCGAUUGAUUGAGGACGAGAGGUGCAGGGUGCAAGCACUUCAGCAGUGUGACCACGAGCGUUUCUGCCUCCCGCCGUGGGCACAUCUCCGAGUGCUCGAGAACGCUAUUGUGAAAGCAGUCGAGGCGGGAGCGGAAGGCCUUACCAGCAGCGGCAGCUGCGCACGAUUGGCUUCCGGGCGUGGUCAGGAGUGCCUGCGGUUGCUGACAAGCUACGCCCAACAACACCUACAAGACGGAGAGUGGCGGCGGAUUCUGCGACUGGCGAUUGUGAAGGGCGACGAGGGGCCCAUAUGCGCCAUUCUUCAAGUCUGCCCAAAGCUCUUGUUACAGUCUAGAAGUGCAGGCAUGGGGUGGUUUGGGGAUUCCAAAGCCACACGGAAGGCGAAGUCCUUGAGACAAGAUCUCCGGGGGAAGCACUUCAUCGUCACUGGAGCCAACACUGGAUUGGGGUAUGUUACCGCUCGGGAGCUCGCGAAGAUGGGGGCGAAGGUGACACUGGCUUGCCGCAGCGCGGAGAGGGGGCAACAGGCGAUCGACAAGAUGAAAGCGGAGGCACUGGAGAAACCUGUUAAAGAGGGCGUGGACCUUCUCGACGGGCUGACCGAAGUCGACGUGCGGUUGGAGGUCCUGGACCUGGGGUCCCUGCAGUCCGUAGUCGCCUUCGCCCAGAGGUUCAAGGCCUCGGGCACCAAGGUCGACGUCCUCGUCAACAACGCCGGGAUCUUCGGCGUCCCAAAUCGUCGAGAGACCGCGGACGGCCUCGAGAUGCAGAUCGGCGUGAACCACUUCGGCGGGCACCUGCUGACGAGGCUGAUGGAGCCCUCGAUGAACGACGGCGGUCGAGUGCUGUUCCUCUCCUCCCUGGCGCACAGCCGGCCGCCGGGGAUGCCGAAGACGACCUGGGACUGGGACAACGUAAACUUCGACAAGCCGAAGACCUACGACCGGCUGUCCGCCUACUGCAGGUCCAAGCUCGCCAACAUCUGGGACGCCAAGGAGUUCGCCAAGCGCCUGGCGGCCCGGAGCAUCAACACCUACGCCGUCCAGCCCGGGCUGGUCAAGACGGAAAUCCACAGAGGCAUCGGGGGGGGCAAGCUGAUGAUGCCGAUCGUUAACGCCGGGUACGUCGCGUUGGGGUGGGUGUGGCUCAAGGGGCCGCUGGACGGGGCCUUGACCACCGUCCGGUGCGCGGUGGACCCGUCCCUGGCCGGCCCUGAGCUCUCGGGCAAGUACUGGGGCAACAUGAAGGAGGAGACGCCUUCGGAGCUGGCGCUGGAUCCCGCCAACCCGCCCCGGCUGUGGGAGGUCACGGAGUCCGUGCUGGAGGAAAAGCUCGGCAAGAGAGUUGACGAUGUUGUUCCCUGA